AUGAUAAUAGGUACUCAGUACUUCCCACGUUAUUUGAAGCCAGGUGAACCUUGCGUUGUUUGUGGGGAUAAUGCAACAGGAUUACACUACAGGGCAAUUACAUGUGAGGGGUGCAAAGGAUUUUUUCGAAGAACAGUUCAGCGAGAAAUCCAGUACAAAUGUAAGAACGAUGAGAACUGCAUAAUCAACAAACUUUCUCGAAAUAUGUGUCAGUUUUGUAGAUUCCAAAAAUGCACUGAAAAUGGAAUGAUGAGAUCACUGGUACUGAAUCACGAAGAAAGAUUAGCAAAACGAAAAAUUAUCGACGAAAAUCGUUCGAAACGUAAAGGGGAAAACUUACAAAAAGUGUUUAAAGAUUAUAUUAGAGGUAAUAAAAUAGACGAAUCUAAGCCUCGUAUCGAUAGCAUCACCAGAAGUUACUGUAAAAUCUUGGAUAAUGAGCUCGAAUGUAAAUUUGAAUCAUCUGUACCGUCUAAACGAUUAGCAGCAAUAAUUUCACUUAUCAAAUGCAGAAUACAGCAGUUCGCUCAAACAAUUGAAGUAUACGAAACGUUAAGUGAAGAAGAACAAGAAGAACUGAUUUCAAAUUCUUGGCUACUAGUAAGAAUUCUACAAAUUUCGCAUGAAUAUAAUUUUCGAGAUCGUUGCUUAUUUCUCGGCAAUGAUACAACGUAUAUCGCUUCUGGAAUUAAAUACACAGAAUUGGACGACGAAACAAAAAUUUUCGAAAAUUUAAUUGAUUUAGCCGAACGUCUUAUUUCUUUAGAAUUCGGCUAUCAACAUUUAGCUUUAUUAUCGGCUAUGCUAAUAUUUAAUCCCCGAAAUAUCAAGACAUCUCAUGAAAAGUUAGAGAAAGCACACAUGGAAUUUGGAAGAUUCCUUCAAUGCAUUACCGAAGGAGACGAUGAAGAGUCAUUUGAUGCGCUCAUCUGGCCAAGUUUACAGAUUACAAUGGAUCACUUCAUCGGGACUGUUCGUCUAAUGGAAGGUUUUUUUCACGACGAAAAAAAUAUCGGUAUUAUAUCGAACAUUUUACUUUCAAAAUAUUCAUAA
Molecule: messenger RNA, 1053 nt
Organism: Thelazia callipaeda (thelaziosis nematode)
Lineage: Eukaryota; Metazoa; Nematoda; Chromadorea; Rhabditida; Thelaziidae
Source: the annotation of a GenBank genome assembly